AAUCCAUUCCGAUUUCAAUGUACAAAAUUUUAGUGGCCUUCAAACCCUAACUUAAUUAAGUGAACAAAACUGAAUCAAUACUUUAUAAAAUCAAACCAUGUCUAGUAAGGCGGCUUUUGCUAUACAGACUUUAUUCUCGACAGCAUCUCGCGACCGAUGUAUGGCGAAUAUGAUGAAAUUUCCCGUCCCUCGAAGACGGGGCAAAGAGCCUACUGCGUCAGCGGCCGUUCUCAUUCCUAUCUGCGACGUUGAGAACACUCCGUCAUUGUUGUACACUUUGCGGGCGGACAAUCUAAGGAGCCACAGCGGACAAAUUUCGUUUCCUGGUGGAAAAAAGGAUAAUAACGAGACGCCGAUACAGACCGCGCUUCGUGAGACUGAAGAAGAAAUAGGCUUGUCACGGACAAAGAUAGAACUGUGGGGACAGGGACCCGCUGUGCCGGGGCGAAAUAACCAAAUCAUGACAACCCCUGUGGUCGGGACCAUAAAGCACUUAGAAGAAAAAGAUCUGGAAAUCAACAAGGAUGAGGUUGCCGAGAUCUUUACAUUACCAGUAGAAUCCUUGUGUGAUAAAAACAAUCAAUUCUACACUCAGUUCAGUAAUGGCUUUAUAUUGCCAGUGUUUGUGGUGGAUCAUUACAGAAUAUGGGGAGUCACUGCCUUGCUCACCCAUGUGUUCCUUAGCUCUCUAUUUACUCAAGAUGUUUAUAAAAAUGAGUGGAUGAGACAGAAAGUUGUCUUACAGUGAGUUGAGUUUUCUAGGAGAAACAGAAUAUAAUAAAAAAGAAUAGAAACCUAUGGAGGAACCUGGUCAUCAACAGGACAUGAUGUCACGAAUCUCAGCAUUGAGGGACUGACUGAAGAAGAAGGAGAAACAUUAAAUUAAUUAAAUACUCACUUAAAUUGAAAUAUUUAUUAAAGUAUGAAAGCUACUACAUAUCACAUGGCAUUGCAGUACUUAAUUGUAUAACUUAUUUUAUUCUAAAACUGAGCAAGGCACAAGAAGCACUGAAGAUUAUCACAAUAAAUUGGAAUUGAUAAAAAUAAUGUCAAAUUAUUACAAAAGAA
Molecule: messenger RNA, 1068 nt
Organism: Cydia strobilella
Lineage: Eukaryota; Metazoa; Arthropoda; Insecta; Lepidoptera; Tortricidae
Product: mitochondrial coenzyme A diphosphatase NUDT8-like
Exons: 1
Coding region: 98-748 (216 amino acids)
Molecular function (GO): coenzyme A diphosphatase activity
Source: RefSeq, a predicted model, not a curated record